This is a messenger RNA of Acanthopagrus latus (yellowfin seabream), 1715 nucleotides long. RefSeq names its product starmaker (gene stm). The transcript has 12 exons. Lineage: Eukaryota; Metazoa; Chordata; Actinopteri; Spariformes; Sparidae. The record is from RefSeq and is a predicted model, not a curated record. Bases 62 to 1333 code for a protein of 423 amino acids.
UUCAGCUCAGUUCAGACUCUCAACAAAGUGAAGUUUGGUUCGUGUCGACCUGAACGACAACAUGCUGCGACGGUGUGUUGUGUUGCUGCUCCUUGCUCUCACUGCUGUUUCUCUGGCAGCUCCAGUCACUGAUCAACCAACAGAUAAAGAUUUAGAGAAUGUUAAAAACCUGCUGAGGAGCCGGGAAGACUCACAGACAGCUUCUGCUGACAACAAAGCAACAGAUGACACAAGCACAGGUGCCUCAGGUGUGUCUGUCAGUCCUGAUACAGACGACACCAACACCUCCACAGACACUGCAGAUGACACUAACAACACCUCCACAGACGCUGCGGAUGUUGCAGAAGACAGCGAAGACAAGAGUGACGUAAACACUACCGAUAAGUCUGACAAUGAGACUGAUGCUGAGCAACAGGAGAAAGAUGAUUCUACAACUGAGGCUGAUGUAGAUGAGGAUGAUAGUAAGGAUGGUGAUGUCGAUGAGGAUGAUAGUAAGGAUGAUGAUGUGGAUGAGGAUGAUAGUAAGGAUGAUGAUGUGGAUGAGGAUGAUAGUAAGGACGAGGAUGAGACUAAGGAGUCUGAGGAUCUGGCUCAGGAAGAGGAUGAAAGUGAGGUUGAGGAUGAAACUAAGGAGUCUGAGGAUGAGGAUGAGACUCAGGAGGAAGAUAAAAUUGAGGAUAGGGAUGAUGUAGAUGAGGCUGAUAGUACGGAUGAAGAUGACACUAAGGAGUCUGAGGAUCAGGGUCAGAAGGAGGAUGAUAGUGAGGGUAAUGAUGACACUAAGGGGUCUGAGGAUAAGGACAAGUCUGAGGAGGAAGAUGAUAUUGAGGCCAAGGAUGAGACUAAGGGGUCUGAUGAUGAGGAUCAGGGUCAGGAGGAGGAUGUUAGUGAGGAUAAGGAUGACAUUCAGGAGUCUGACACUGAGGUUGAAGGAGAGGAUCAAAAUGAAGACGCUGCAGCAGGAGGGGAGGAGAGCUUGUCUGAGGAGGACAGCGACGUUUCAGACAGAAUGGAAGGAGCUAGUGAUGAGGACACAGACAAGGAAGACACAGAAAGCAUGAAUGUAGAUGAGGAAGAUGAAAGUGGAAAUCAAGGUAAGGAUGACAGUGACGAGCCUGAAACAACAGAGGCUGACAGUGAUGCAGACUUGUCAGCAGAAGAGGAUGAGGAGGAUGUUUCAGAAAGUGAAGCUGAGGGUGACAGCACUGAACCAACAGAUACAAACAUGCCAGAAGACGAGGAAGAGCAGCAGAGUGCUCUCUCCACCGAAGCGACACCGGCUGACCAACCAGAUAAGACAGAUGACCACGCCACCACUGACGUCAUGAAUUAGACGCUUGGACUCUGGGGGAGCUCAGCAACUGCAGAGCCGGCCCCACAGUGGACUCAGUUACCAUGACAACAACAAUAAGAACUGCAGCUUAACUUCAACCUCCAGCUUCCAUUUUAUCAAUCAAUCCAUAAAUCACUGUGUUUAUCACAUGUAAUUAUAUAAGGCUCAGUCUCUACUGUCUUCAGGCUUUGAUUCCAUGUCUUUAACCUGUCUCACUGUCUGCCUGUCUGUCUGCUCUGUGCUCACACGUGUACAUACAGUUAUCGUUUACCUGCUGACCUGAGAUCUGCUCUGUGUUCACAUCUUUUACUGUACAAACAUUCAUGAAGGACGAACGAUUGUCUGUCUGUCGGAGGAACUGCUAAUAAAGUCUGAAUUUUCU